Pseudopodoces humilis (Tibetan ground-tit) is the source of this 1286-nucleotide messenger RNA. NCBI's taxonomy places the organism in Eukaryota, Metazoa, Chordata, Aves, Passeriformes, Paridae. The record is from RefSeq and is a predicted model, not a curated record.
UGUCCCCUCGGUGUCCCCUCGGUGUCCUGGUCCUGCGGUGGCACCGAGGUGACCCCGAGUGUCCCCCAGGUUCCCACGGUGUCCCCCGAGUGUCCCCCUGCCCCGUGUGCCCAACCCCCCCCCAGCUGUGCUGCCACCCCUGGGUGACACAGGUGACACUGAGGUGACCCCGAGGUGACCCCCGGUGUCCCCAGGGCCCCACGAUGGCCACCAGCCGCUCGGAGGACGAGGAGUCCCUGGCGGGGCCCAAGCGGGGCCCGGCCACCCCCGUGGGGACUGUCCCCAAACGGCGGAGCUCGUCCAGGUCCAUCAAGCGGCGCCGUUUCGAUGACGAGCUGGUCGAGAGCAGCCCCCAGUGCCCCCCACCGGCGCUGCCCAAGAGGCUGAAGAAGGGCAAGGGCAGCCCCGCCCCCCGCGACCUGGGCAGGUGGAAACCGGCCGAUGACCUGCUGCUCAUCAACGCCGUGCUGCAGUGUGUCACCUGUGUCACCUCACUGCUGACCCGUGUGCCAUCGAGCCCCGUCCCCUCCCUGGACACGUUCCAGGAGCUGCUCCAGCGCCACCCGGCCGUGUUUUACCCUGCCAGGACCCCCAAGGCCCUGCAGCUGCACUGGCAGCUCCUGCGCCAGUACCACCUGCUGCAGGACCAGCCCGUGCAGCCCCUCCCCAAGGGGGAUCAGGUGCUGAACUUCUCCGACGCCGAGGAGCUGCUGGACGACGGCAAGCUCAGCGCGGUGUCGGUGUGUCUGUCCGUCUGUCCGGCAGAGCUGACGGUGGCUGACCGGCGGCAGAAGCGCGAGAUCCGGCAGCUGGAGCAGGAGCUGCACCGCUGGCAGGUGCUGGUGGACUCCAUCACAGGGAUGAGCUCCCCGGAUUUUGACAGUCAGACUCUGGCGGUGCUGCGGGGCCGGAUGGUUCGGUACCUGAUGCGCUCGCGUGAGGUGAGACCCCCAAAACACCCCAAAAACACCUCAAAAACACCCAAAACACCCCAAAAACACCCAAAACACCCCCAAAAACAAGGGGUGAUCAAGCUGAAGAACAACGGAGAUUUCUUCAUCGCCAACGAGGGCCGGCGGCCGAUUUACAUCGACGGGCGCCCGGUGCUGGGGGGCAACAAAUGGAAACUCAACAACAACUCCGUGGUCGAGAUCGCCAGCCUGCGCUUCGUGUUCCUCAUCAACCACGAGCUGAUCGCGCUGAUCCGCAGCGAGGCCGCGCGGCUCGGCCAGGGACACGGACAGGGACAGGGACAGGGACACGGACAGGGACACCAGUGACACCAG